This is a messenger RNA of Oncorhynchus gorbuscha (pink salmon), 3478 nucleotides long. Its product is annotated as leucine-rich repeat-containing protein 49-like. Gene Ontology annotation, biological process: mRNA splicing, via spliceosome. The transcript is spliced from 13 exons. Lineage: Eukaryota; Metazoa; Chordata; Actinopteri; Salmoniformes; Salmonidae. Bases 1 to 1824 code for a protein of 607 amino acids. Gene Ontology annotation, molecular function: protein binding; U2 snRNA binding. The record is from RefSeq and is a predicted model, not a curated record.
AUGGCCACUAAAGUGCUAGGGAAGGUUAAUGCCAAGACUAAGUUUUUGGCUAGAAUGUCUAAGCUGCUUGAUAAGGACUCCAUGAGAGUGCUAGACACUGCCCCCAUUCAAUGCAGUUUUGACUAUGCGAGGAAUGGAGAGGGAUGGGAAGAUCUGAGCCACGCUGUGACUGUACAGUGCCCCACCGCUACCACAACGCAAGACCCUCUAGAGCACCCUCUCCUCUCUUCAUCCCCCUCUUUCUCUCCCUCUAUUUGUCUAGACAGAGGUAGACUGCUGCCCUGCCUCCAGCGCCUCUUUCUCAGCUGCAACAGCAUCACCAGUUUUGAUGAGCUAGCCUGCCUGGGAGAGUCCUGCUCCCUUUCUGAGCUCACCCUGGAUGGGAACCCAGUAGCCCUGGAGACAUGGUACAAGCAGGCCGCCCUGCGCUGUGUGCUUCAACUCAGACAGCUGGACAUGAAACGUGUCACGGAGGAGGAGAGACGUAUGGCCUGCGUCACGGCCCGGAAGGAGGAUGAGAAGAAGAGGGAGAGUCACAAGCAGGCCAUGCACAAGAGUCCUGCACAUGUUGCGCCUCAGCAGUUCUACACUCAACUUGGACUCAAGUCUCAGGACUCCUCAGUGACAAGCAAGGAGAAGCGGCGUCUGGCCAUCCGUAAUGCAGCACUGCAGUGGGAGGGGGUCAGGGCCUGCCUGGAGCACCCGGCUCAGAACGGAGCCAAGGAGGAAGUCAGCCCUGAAGCAAGCCCCGCCCACAGUCCCGCCCAGACCAAUGGCCUUGCACUGGAACCUUCUCCGGAUGAGCAGCUCAGACGGGUGAGUCCGGUGUCGGCUCCGGACAGGCCAACAGGGGGCAGUGAGACCCGGAUACGCUCCACCAGUCGCCCCAACAGUCCUCGAGACCCCAAGCUCCUUGAGGCAGGGGGUGCCAGCCUGCAGAGCCUCUCCCUGUCAGACAGCCACCUGGCGGAGCUGGAUGGGGAAACCCUGCGCCUGUUCGGCCUCGGGGCCCUGGAGGCCCUGGAGAGAGGCUGGGGGGUCCAGACUGCAGGGGCCGUCACUGUCAUAGCCUUCCGCUACAUCCACUUUGAUGCGAUCGUGCCAACACUGCCACGCAUAAGGGUCAAGUUCCCCAACCUAUCUCACCUGAUUUUCCUGGAGACCAACGUCUGCCGUCUUCCCCAGCUGGCUGCUCUGGCCCAGGUGAGACGUCUGGACCAGCUGACCAUCCACCCAGAGGGGAACCCUGUAGUCAGCCUUUCCCUGUGGAGAUCCUUCCUCAUCUACCGCCUGCACCACUUCAACCUGCACAAGAUCAACAACCUGGAGGUGACCAUGAAUGAAGUGAUCUCUGCAGAGCGUCUGUUUGGAACGCUGGGUCAUAUUGCUGCCACCGAGACACCACGCUGCCGCCUGCUAGUACUGCUGGAGGAGUCCAGGAAGCGUCAGCUGCAGUUUCUGUUAGAGGGGCGUGGGCGCCGUGCAGGCUUGAGCCCAGAGGAGCUGCGUGACAACGGCAAGCUGCUGGGAGAGGGCCUGAGCAGAGCCCUGUUCAACUACCCCAGUAGAGACUGCUGCAGUGUGGGAGCGGAGAGCCCAGAGGAGGGUGCUAUGGAGUCGUCAUCGGAGUGCGGAGCCGUGAUGGAACAGUACAUACAGGCUCAGGUCCAGAGGGCAUCUGACACCAACCUGAAGAGGGAGUCCCUCCACAAACUGUGGCCCCCCAUGUUCAUGGAGAUGGUGAGAGACUAUGUGCUGGAGAUGAGGGACCGACCAACCUUCCGUCAGGCCUGCCUCAACAGGCUCUCCACACAGGGAAAGUGAGAGGGUGAGGGGUAUAGACCUGGUAAACCUCCAUAAGACCUACAGUACAGCAAACCGGACACAUACUGGAAACAGGUACAGCGUACUGGACACAUACUAGAAACAGGUACAGCAUAUUGGACACAUACUAGAAACAGGUACAGCAUACUGGACACAUACUAGAAACAGGUACAACAUACUAGAAACAGGUACAGCAUACUGGAAACAGCUACAGCAUACUGGACACAUACUAGAAACAGGUACAGCAUACUGGACAUAUACUAGAAACAGGUACAGCAUACUGGACACAUACUAGAAACAGGUACAGCAUAUUGGACACAUACUAGAAACAGGUACAGCAUAUUGGACACAUACUAGAAACAGGUACAGCAUACUGGACACAUACUAGAAACAGCUACAGCAUACUGGACACAUACUAGAAACAGCUACAGCAUACUGGACACAUACUAGAAACAGGUACAGCAUAUUGGACACAUACUAGAAACAGGUACAGCAUAUUGGACACAUACUAGAAACAGGUACAGCAUAUUGGACACAUACUAGAAACAGGUACAACAUACUAGAAACAGGUACAGCAUACUGGAAACAGCUACAGCAUACUGGACACAUACUAGAAACAGUUACAGCAUACUGGACAUAUACUAGAAACAGGUACAGCAUACUGGACACAUACUAGAAACAGGUACAGCAUACUGGACACAUACUAGAAACAGCUACAGCAUACUGGACACAUACUAGAAACAGCUACAGCAUACUGGACACAUACUAGAAACAGGUACAGCAUACUGGACACAUACUGGAAACAGGUACAGCAUACUGGACACACUGGAAACAGCUACAUCAUACUGGACACAUACUAGAAACAGCUACAGCAUACUGGACACAUUACUGGAAACAGCAACAGCAUACUGGACACAUACUAGAAACAGGUACAGCAUACUGGACACACUGGAAACAGGUCAGCAUACUGGACACAUACUGGAAACAGGUACAGCAUACUGGACACACUGGAAACAGGUCAGCAUACUGGACACAUACUGGAAACAGGUACAGCAUACUGGACACAUACUGGAAACAGGUACAGCAUACUGGACACAUACUAGAAACAGGUACAGCAUACUGGACACAUACUGGAAACAGGUACAGCAUACUGGACACAUACUAGAAACAGGUACAGCAGAAUGGAAACAGGUACAGCAUACUGGAAGAUGGAUGUGGAUUUUUUAUUUUAAAGGCAACUUUGGGGGGGGGGGUUCUCACCAGCUGGGCCUCAUAGACUUGAAUGCACAUUAUCAUGGAAAAGACAAUAUUGAUGUUUGUUCUAUACUCUGUUCUUCCUAUUCAACUUGAUUCCAGGAUGCACGGAGCUAUAGAGCUAUAUACUUGAGAAAGUCAUUGUGAGCGUGCAUUGUCAUCCCUAAAGAGAAACAUGCUUUGCACUUUAAAGCCUUCAUAAAGAUCCUGUUCUGGAGCCUUCAUCUCCAGCUGAAGAUUACAAUGAGUGUGUCUCAUAGAGCCUAGAAUGAUUGUGUCAUGAUAAUCCUCUUCUUAAUGUUACUCUCUCUCUGCCUGGCGUGAUGACAAGGGCACAAAAUACACGUUUUCUUUUCGGACCACUAAUUUUCUGUAUUGUACUUAAAUAAAAUAUUCCCUA